AUGGACAAGAACAGUGCCAACGGCGGUCCACCGAGCUAUGCAACCACAUCCGCUUCCACAUCGGCGCCCUCAGAGACAGUAGUGACUUUAUCGGCAGCUGCAGCGCCGCCCUUGGUGAUGCCAAACGUAGCUACAUCGUCGCUCGAUUCUAGCGCCGAUGUCGAGCCUCUGCGCAGCGGUGAGCAUCUUCCGCAUGGCGUGACGCCCAAAGAAGCAAAUGAUCCUGCCUCGGUAUACAGCCAAACCAAGGUUUCGCUUGAACUGCCCUUGAUCACAGCUAGCAAGCGCAUCGACGGACCCCCUCCUCAAUCUGCCCCUUUGCCUUCCUUCUUGUUGCACUGCACGCUGUUUGCCUCGUACGACAUCAAUACGCCUCACCCGGUCCCGUUCCGCCAGUCCGGUUGCCCAGCCACUCACUCUCGAGGCGAGACCUCGGCAACUUCCAAGACCAAGGUGACUCAAUCCGUCUCGAAAUUGCGCAAGCGCCUUGGUGUGCAAAUUCCUGUAUCCUAUCUGGGCAGCCCGGGGUUUAACCCGAGCUCGGCAACACCAUCAGCGCCGUACGAUGGAAUGUUUGCGUUUCUUGCUCAUCCGCAGCCAAGAAAUGGGGCAGACAUGAUCGCUCGCUCCGGCAACGUGGGCCGAUAUCGUCGAGUCAGUCUGUUCCAGGCGCAAGCCAGAGAGAUGACUGGUAUCGUGUCGAGGCCGUUGAUCGAGAGAGUGUUAUCUACCAUGUAUGCGGGACAAGGCAGCUACAACCACAUGGCCGCGUUCGGUGCCGAAGCCGUGCUGCGCUACUCGAACAGAGUUUCUUAUCCGGACGUUAGCGGUACUGCUGGUGACGAUACCGAGCCCAAGUCUGGCUGGCUGGCCAAGCUCAAAGCUAAAGCUAAAGCCCACAACAUUGGCACUGACAAAACCAGCGGCACGUCCGACUCGAACCGACUCGAGCAGGUCAAGUCGGCUGAAAGCAUGCGCGCUAUCUCUACGACGAGCGCCGGUCAGAGCUCUGAGGUGCGAACAGUGAAAACAGCCAUGGUGUUUGCUACCAUCGAUCUACUCGCACCUCCACCGCGACUGCUUGAAACAGGCGGACCUUACCCUGUCGAGAUGAACAAAGCUUCUGAUGCCGAUCUUGGCAUGUCGGCUCGCUUGAUCAGCGAGUUCGACCGUGGAUCGGACGAGGAGAGGUUUCACAAGUUCUUUUUCACCCCCUCGCAAGCGGAUGAUGAGCUGUGCGCCGGCAUGCUGCGUGCCCUCGAACGCAGAGGUGCCAUCUGGGUAGAAGCAGGAAGGCUCAUCACUCCCAGUUCCAGGAACCCGAAUCCGCGCGAGAGAGCAAGGUUCCUCGUCAAGGGCCUGUUCCCAGAACGCUUUGUCUAUCGAUGCAAAUACUACCGUGGACGCAAGUUUGAGCCGAUGCCCAACGAUCUCGCUGCCAAAGAAGUCAAGAAAUUCGGCGCUCCCCUCAUCGUCCACCUCGUUCCCGAGCGCACAGGAAACGAAGGCAUCGAUCUGAACGACUACCUUGGCUCUCAGCCGUCGACAGCAUCUGCGUCGACCGCCGCCGACGAACACGGAGCAGGCCUGGAUUGGGAAUGGGACGAAAACGAUGAUCUCACACUCAACCAUCCAUCUGCUGCUGCUUCUGCAGACCAAGCUGCACAAGCACGUGCGCCUCCCCCGGACUACGUUUCCACUCAGAGAGAGCUACUCAGCGGUUAUGGUAUUGAGUCUCAGGCAGCCAAUGCGCUGAUUGAUGCCGAACAGGACUUUUUCCAAGGAUGGAGCAUCGGUGUCACUGAAGAGCCGUUCAGGAACGGCGGCUACUUUGAGAAUAUGAGCACCGGAGGCGCGCUGUGGGCAGUUGCCGCGUUCUAG
Mycosarcoma maydis (corn smut) is the source of this 1881-nucleotide messenger RNA. RefSeq lists its product as uncharacterized. NCBI's taxonomy places the organism in Eukaryota, Fungi, Basidiomycota, Ustilaginomycetes, Ustilaginales. The transcript has a single exon. The record is from RefSeq and is a predicted model, not a curated record. Bases 1 to 1881 code for a protein of 626 amino acids.